AUGCCCGUGUACGGAGAGGACGAGUAUGAGUUCGCUCGUUUUGUGGGUCAUCCCGACGCCCCCAGCCCCUUCAGAGGACCACCUUCUCCCGCCGUCGACGAAAUGUGGAACAGUCUGUGGGCCGACAACAUGCUGGUCUCCGAGCAGGAGUAUGCGCUCUCCCAGCCCCAGGACCGCCGGGCGGGGGUGUACGGUGUCUCGUCAACGAGCCAGGGCUUUUUCGCGACUUUCGAGUCGACCCAUCAGUUACAUUGCUUGUAUAACCUCUUUCGCGCGUCGCAUGUGGACUAUUAUGAACCAGAAAGAAAGUUCCUGCUCCACAACCCGGAGAAGUAUCACGCCCGUCUGGACCACUGUACGGAGAUCCUGAGGCAGAAGCUUAUGUGUGAUGCCGAUGCGAGUAUCGUGACGUACGCAUGGGGGAAUGAUACCGAGAGCUACGAGGCGGACUUUAGUGUGUUGCAUCAGUGUAGAAAUUAUGAGACGCUGCUGGAUUGGAGUCGGAAACAUUCUGCUACGGGAGCCGUGUUUACGAGGGACUAG
Aspergillus brunneoviolaceus CBS 621.78 is the source of this 543-nucleotide messenger RNA. RefSeq names its product oxidase ustYa family protein. Lineage: Eukaryota; Fungi; Ascomycota; Eurotiomycetes; Eurotiales; Aspergillaceae. The coding region runs from base 1 to 543 and encodes 180 amino acids. The transcript has 4 exons. Gene Ontology annotation, biological process: mycotoxin biosynthetic process. The record is from RefSeq and is a predicted model, not a curated record.